Messenger RNA from Ananas comosus (pineapple), 1035 nucleotides. Its product is annotated as probable LRR receptor-like serine/threonine-protein kinase At4g36180. Gene Ontology annotation, molecular function: protein binding. The record is from RefSeq and is a predicted model, not a curated record. The transcript is spliced from 2 exons. NCBI's taxonomy places the organism in Eukaryota, Viridiplantae, Streptophyta, Magnoliopsida, Poales, Bromeliaceae. Bases 1 to 1035 code for a protein of 344 amino acids.
AUGGCUACUCUUAUUCUUUCUUUGUUGCUGUGGAUUUUAGCCAUCGACACCGUUGUGGCAAGUGGUUGCAUGGAGAUAGAGAGGAACGCACUCCUCACGUUUAAGGCCGGCUUGGUUGAUCCUCAGAAUUUAUUGUCUUCUUGGGAAGGCGUAGAUUGCUGUAAAUGGAGGGGAGUCGUCUGCAGCAAUAUCACGGGCCAUGUUGUGAAACUCAGCCUCCGAGGCUCGUAUGAUAUAUUAUACGGGGAAUGGUCAUGUUUGAGCGGUGAGAUCAAUCCAUCUUUACUUCUUUUAAGCAAUUUAGAGCACUUAGAUCUCAGCAUGAACAAUUUCAGCGAAAACAGCAUCCCACCAUACUUGGGUUCAUUCAAAAACUUGAGAUAUCUCAACCUCUCUUAUUUAAAUUUCGGUGGAACAAUACCUCCUCAAAUUGGAAAUCUCUCAAAACUUCGCUACCUUGAUUUAAGUUUUGACUCCACUUUUUCCGGCAUCACUCUUAGAGUAGAUGACAUUUUGUGGCUCACUCGUUUAUCUUCCUUAAAAUAUCUUGAUUUGAGCGGUGUGAAUCUGAAUACUUCUACAGAUUGGUUGCAUGCUGUAAAUAUGCUUCCUUCGUUGAAAGUGCUACAUUUGGCUGACUGUUCACUUCCCGGCAUUUCUACAUCUCUGUCACAUUUCAACCUUACAACUCUCAAUGUGCUUGAUCUUGGAGGAAAUCAGUUGCAGACCCUUGACGAUCCAUCCAUUUACAUCGGCAAUCCAUAUCUCUGCGGGCCACCGAGUACGAGAAAUUGUUCUGCAAAUGAAAUAAAUUAUGAGGAUAAUGAAGGCCCUAAGGAUAAGUUCGAGUGGCUAUGGAUAUACUUUGGUGUUGUACUGGGAUAUCUAUUCGGUUUAGCAGUUUUUUGUGGGGUUUUGUUGCUCAAUAAUGCUUGGAGGAAUGCUUAUUUCUCUGUGAUUGAUAUUGUAUGUGACAAGCUUUGCAUUGUAACUAAAAUAACUUUGACUACAUUAAGACAAAGACAUAGGAGAUGA